GCAAAUUAGGCCACACACAAAUAAUUAAUGCACUAAUCAUGCCCAGCUUCUAGGCUCUCCAGCCAGCUUAGCCCCUUGAUAUACAUACAUACAUACCAAUUAAGAGAUCAUGUAUCACUCACUAUAUAUGAGGGACACAAAAUGAGAGGAGAUGAGAUGGAUGUGUAGUUUGUGUACAUGGUUAGCUUAGCUCUAGUACUACUAGCUUUUGCCAACAACCCAGCUAAGCUGAGCUGAUCUCUUCACGUUUGUGGCGUGAGCUAGCUGAGCUUAUUAACUAUCUCUCUACCAAAUCAAGCUAAGUUAAUUAGCUGGAUAGCUAGCUCGGUGUGGUGGUGGUUGUCGUCGUCGUCGUCGUCUCCGGCGUCGGUGAGACGGCGGCCGGCGAAGAAGGGGGUGCGUAUAUAUGGGGAAUUCGCUUGGCUGCGUGGGGCUUGGGGAGAGGUUGGCGGCGGCGGCGAAGGACGGCGACGCGGCGGAGGCGCAGCGGCUGCUGGCGGCGAACCCCGGGCUGGCUCGGUGCACCACCUUCGGCAACCUCAACUCGCCGCUCCAUGUCGCCGCCGCCAAAGGCCACCACGAGAUUGCUGCAUUGCUGCUGGAGAAUGGAGCAGAUGUGAAUGCGAGGAACAUCUAUGGACAGACGCCAUUGAUGCAAGCUUGCCGGUUCGGUCACUGGGAGGUGGUUCAGACGCUGCUGGUUUUCAGAUGCAAUGUGUGGAGGGUGGAGAACCUGAGUGGGCGGACGGCGCUGCACAUGGCGGCGGCCGGCGGACAUGUCAAGUGCGUCAGGCUGCUGGUGGCGGACGCCGCCGGCGACAGAGACGGGUACGUGAACAAGGCGGCGAACGGCGGCGUGACGGCGCUGCACCUGGCGGCGCUGCACGGGCACGUCGAGUGCGUCCACCUGCUCAUCGACGAGCGCGCCAGCCUCGCCGCGCAGACGCUGCCCUGCGCCGCGCCGCCCAUGGCAUCCAUCGGCGCCGGCAGCACGCCGCUGCACUACGCCGCGUGCGGCGGCGAGGUCAAGUGCUGUCAGAUACUCGUGUCAAGAGGAGCAGACAGAACAGCCAUCAAUUGCAAUGGGUGGCUCCCAAUCGACGCAGCCAGAAUCUGGGGCUGCAACUGGCUUGAACACGUCCUCUCCCCCAAGUCGCAUCUUCCGAUCCCCAAGUUCCCUCCUUCCGGCUACCUCUCCCAGCCACUCCCCAGCCUCAUCGCCAUUGCAAGGGAGCAAGGUCUGAACUUGUCUUCGGAGGUUUCUGAUGGCUUCGAUGAAGGAGCAGAUGCCUGCGCCGUCUGUCUUGAGAGGCCCUGCACUGUAGCUGCUGAAGGUUGCGAUCACGAGCUGUGCGUGAAAUGCGCGAUGGAUCUCUGCUCGGUGAUCAAAUCCUACGACUCGGCGGGGAUCGCCGGCGAGAUCCCGUGCCCGCUCUGCCGGACCGGGAUAGCCUCCUUCCGGACAACCGCCGCCCCGCCGCCGCCGAGCCUCGCCGGGUCGCCCGCCCGCCGCAGCCGCCGCAACAACUCCGGCGGCGGCGGCGGCGAGCACGAGGCCUCCAACUCCGGCGGCAGCGAGAAGGGAUACGGCAGCAUCGACCCCGACGCCGGCGCCGUCGUCCCCCUCUACUACGCGCCGCCCUUCGCGCCUUCUGCCAUCCUGACCUGAUCGGAGAUUGGAGAUUCAGUUCUGAAGCAAAAAUGUUUGUCUUUGCAAGAGCUCUGAAUUUGGCAGAGAGAUAUGUUUCUCGGUUUCUGAAGAGAUGUGUCUCGCAAAAAAAAGGCAGCUCUGAAUUUGGGAGAGGUGUGUCUCUUCUUUGAUUCGUCAAGCAAAGAUCAUUAAGGUGAUAACUGAUAAAGAUUAAAAUUUGUUGUAUGCAAUGUAUAAUUAGUUGGGGUUAGGAGUGUACAUGGGUGAUUUGAUUUGAUCUGUUUUGUUUGGUUUGGUGGUGGCGUUGAUGACUUGAUGCUGGCUGGGGGAGUAUUGGGUUGUGUUGUGUUGGGUUGGUCUGAAUGUAUGUAGGGUGGGCUGUAGGGAAAAAGAAUAAACUUUUUUUUAUUUUUUUUGCAUUCUAUGGUAAAUUAAGGCAUUCUCUUUUUAAAAA
Messenger RNA from Oryza sativa Japonica Group (Japanese rice), 2105 nucleotides. The record is from RefSeq and is a predicted model, not a curated record. NCBI's taxonomy places the organism in Eukaryota, Viridiplantae, Streptophyta, Magnoliopsida, Poales, Poaceae.